AGCAGCACAGGAAGAGGCCGUCCCAAGCCUUUCAAAGGAGAGUUCCGUCACAUAGGAUGUUUUUUGCAUUACUGUAAGAUUGCAUUGUUGACAUGCAAAGGAUAAAAAGUAUAUCUACACGGAUUCUGCCGUUCUGGUCAUCCGAACACUCUAAACACAGGGUGACACGCAAGGACAUGAUGGUCUACUCUUCCGGGGUAUCGAGCAAUCCCAAACUCCAGAUCUCUUCCAGAGAUACUGUGGAGUGUGAAUAUGAGAGGAAAGAGAAACAUUGGAGGGAAAGAGAAAGAGAAGUAAAGAGAGGUGGGCAAGAAGAGAGGAAGGAAAAGCAAAAGAGUGAAAGAGAAGAAAAGAAAAGAUAAAAAAAAGAAAUUACAAGAAGAUUAAAAAGGGCCCUCGGCCUGAAGGUUUUCGUCUUCGCUGACCAGGCGCAGACAUAGCCAGUAAGCUCCGUGCUGAAGGCAUAAAAGCGCCGAUGAAAGGGACGAAGAUU
This is a messenger RNA of Aspergillus neoniger CBS 115656, 493 nucleotides long. RefSeq lists its product as uncharacterized. The coding region runs from base 93 to 362 and encodes 89 amino acids. The transcript has a single exon. NCBI's taxonomy places the organism in Eukaryota, Fungi, Ascomycota, Eurotiomycetes, Eurotiales, Aspergillaceae. The record is from RefSeq and is a predicted model, not a curated record.